GGGCUGCGGAUUCAAACGACAGUGUGACAUUGUGGAGGUUAGAGGGGUGGUGUGGUCAACGCAUUCAUUCAGGAUGGAUUAUCAUCGGCGACAAGCUUUGUCGUCGAUUGAGUUUUAGAUUUUAACACCGUGUCGUACCAUACGAAUGGACUUUUCUUUGUAUCUCUUCCACUUCUAACGGGAAUCGCUACCGACGCACAGAAAACGUGUUGCGGUCCACACCUCAAACCAGGAGGGAAUUGUUACCUCUGCUUGCGUGGAAAUUGGAUUUUAUUUCCAUUAACGAGAAAAAAGCAUCAUUUUUCAGAUGCAAAGCGGGACGCUAGCUUGUUAGCAAAGUUGGCUACUCUAUGAAGUUUACUGCCAAGCCUGUAAUUAGCAACUUGGUAUAUAUCAGAUGUUUUUCCAUCUGAUGGCUCUGGUCAAAGUUCCGUUUCUACUUAUCAUCCUUCUUGAAUGACCCCGGAGCGAUAUCAUGUAAGACUACAAUGCAACUUAUACGCGGAAAAGUUGGCUAAUAUUUGGCUAGCUUGCGAAGCGUCGUGUUAGAAAGUGACGUAUGGUCCUCGGCCAGACCUCUGGAACUCCACAACAUCAUGAUGGGCUCUCUGAAGGCACUCCAGGAGUGGUGUCGGUUACAAUGUGAAGAUUACCACGAUGUGGAAAUAAAGGACAUGUCGAGGUCUUUCCGGGACGGCUUGGCGUUCUGUGCCAUAAUACAUCGCUACAGGCCGGAGUUGAUAGACUUUGACUCGCUGUCAAAAGAUGACGUCUAUGAAAACAACCGACUGGCCUUCGAGGUGGCUGAGACACAGCUGGGGAUUCCAGCCUUGUUGGACCCAGAAGACAUGGUAUCAAUGAAGGUUCCUGACAGGCUCAGCAUCAUCACCUAUGUCUCUCAGUACUACAACUUCUUUAACAACAAGUGUCAAGCAAACCCUCCCUCUCUGAAGAGACUAGGCUCUGUUAGUCCCAAUGAGCCGGCACAGAAAAGGCCUUCAACCCCUCUUGAGGACAGAGACGUUGAGUCUGAGCCGAGCCGGGCCAAGGAAGGGGAUCUAGAAGUGGCUAAGCGCAGCACGCUUAGUAGCACCUGCACCGCCUGUCAGAAGCACGUCCAUCUGGUGCAGCGAUUUCUGGUGGACGGCAAAUUGUACCAUCGAAACUGCUUCAGGUGCACAGAGUGUCGUAGCACUUUGCUACCCGGAUCCUACAAACUAGAAAGUGAUUCUGGGGUCUUGGUUUGCACCCACCACCUUACACGGCAAGUUUCAGCAAAUCAGAAUGGCCGGACAGAUCUUAGCCAGGGACCUGUCGUUGUGCAGUCGGCUCGGAACGGUCGCAGCAAGACGCCCUACGCCUCGACCCCUGAGACGGACCGACAAAAGACCCCUUCCCCAGUAGGCAAAGUGAAUGAUGCUGACAUGCCCACCAACCCGAUUGUCUUAGUCACUCCUGUGCCAACAAACACCGAGGUCUCCUUAGAAGACACAGACAAACUUGAUGACGGUGAACAGACAGAAGAGAAAGACCGUUCCUCGUCUCCUCCAAAUCCUUUUGAUGAGAGUGACGAUGAAGAUGACGAGCAAACUGAGGCAGAAGAAUCACUAACCAAUAACAAUGAAGCCAAUAGUGACUUCUCCUGUACACUUGUCAAUCAAAAUGAAGCCGCGCCCCGACCGGUGCCAGCCCCUCGUCGAGUUGCUGAGAUAACCCCACCACCUCGGCCUUCCCCACGAGUGAAACUACCCCGAACAGCAGACCGCGUUGCGGCUGGCGCGCUAUCACUAUCAGGUGACCUUCAGAAGCAGCCCACCCCUCCAAAACCCAGAGAGAGAUCCCAGUCUCCGAGAAGCUUGUCCAGUGGCUCACAUAAACCCAAAGACCCACCCUGGCUUGCCCUGGUCCAAUCAGAGACCAAGAAGAAGAAAGCUCCUCCCCCUCCCUCUGCAGGAGUGGCAACACCUCCCAAUACAGGCUCUGUGUCUUCUCUUAAAGACGAGGGCUCCAGAUCCACUACGCCUCCUUUGCCCUCUAACCCCUUUGAGGAUGAUGACGAUGAACCGAACGAAGCAGAGGAAGACGAGGAAGCCGAUGCCAUUCCGGCCACAAUGGCGGCGAGUCAUCCGUGGUACAGUAUCACACAGGUGGCGGAUGUCCCGGGUGCGGUCACGCCCCCAGGCACAAGAAGCUCCUCCCGCUCGGCGAGCCCAGGAAGUGCUAAAAGCAAAAAGCGACCAGCACCUCGUGUCCCACAGCCACGUGUAGCAAACCAAGCUCCUCCUCAUUCUCAGCAGUCUUCCUGCUCUCUGGCUCUCAGUGUGGAGAGCUUGUCUUCUGGGUCCGACCACAGCUCCUCCCAUCGCCCCUCGGCCACCGGUGAAGGCAGCAACCAGGAACUCGGCUUCUCCAAAAGCUUAUCGGAGCCUUCCAUCUGCACACCGUCUCCCGCCUCUCCACCUUCCUCUUCUUCCGCUGAGCGUCUGCCUCAAUCGUUCCUCGGCCCCUCUUUGUCGGAAUCGUCAAAUGCAAGCUCCGCCCCUGCUACUCCACAAAUCAGUCGCAGCCAUGACACCAAAGGGAGUGGACCUUCUCCGCCCCGACCCACGACCACCCCCAGCCCAUUAGCCGUGGGAGCCACCUCUUCACAUAACAAGCGAAUUUGCAAGGAAAAUCCAUUCAACAGGAAAGCGUCUCCUUCCCCUGCUAAAUCCAAAAGCAAACCCCCAAAAGGUCCUCGUCCUUCUAGACCUCCGGCCCCAGGUCAUGGCUUCCCUCUUAUCAAACGCAAGGUGCAGUCAGACCAGUACAUCCCAGUGGACGACAUCCACUGGGAGAUGAGUCAGCUGGAGAAACAGCUGGAUGAGUUGGAGCUAAGAGGCGUAGGGAUGGAGAAAAAACUCAGAGACAACCCAAAUGAUGAGGAUGAGGAGCGCCUGUUGGUCGACUGGUUCCUACUCAUUCAUGAGAAAAACCAGUUAGUCCGACGAGAAGCUGAGCUGGUCUACACAGCGAAGCAGCAGAACCUUGAGGAGAGGCAGGCUGAUGUGGAGUAUGAGCUGAGGUGUCUUCUCAAUAAACCAGAGAAAGACUGGACAGAGGAGGACAAAAGCCGUGAGCAGCAGCUGAUGGCCGAGCUGGUCACCAUCAUUGAACAACGCAACCAAAUAGUCAACAACAUGGACCAGGACAGACAACGGGAGGAGGAGGAAGAUAAGUUCAUGGAAGCUGUGCUGAAGAAAAAAGACUUCCAUAAGGAAUCGGAUGGAGGACAACAAAAGAGAAAAGGUUCAAAGUUCAAACCCAUGAAGGUUCUGAAGAGACUGAGCCAGAAAGGAGAACCUGGUAAAAGUCCUCGUAAGGAGCACAGCUGAUCCACACAAAGGAUCAAACACGCUAAAAGACAAUGGGGAUUUUUGUAAAAACAUGAUGUGUCCUGACUCUCAUGACUGCCUUGUUGAAGCCAGUGAACCUGAAUGGCUCUCCUCCAAUACUCCUGAACUCCUCAUACCCGACGUUGAGAGGAUGUUUUAAAACAAUCCAUAGCGAAGAUACUCUGUAGUAUACCGAGUAUACUGUAAUACUUUAUAUCGCCUUGUUUUCUUUGUGUUCGCAGAGAAGAGAGACAUAAUUUAUUUGCAGAGACGCCUGCCUGAGAAUUGUAUUCAUGAAGGCUGCAUUUGCAGUUUUUAAAAAUGGCGAAAUAGAAGUUUUAAGAUAAAAAAACUUUGUUAAUUUAUAUUUUACUAUACAUGUGCGUUUCACCUCCAAGUGGGAAUUUGUUUGUGUGACUCAUUUUAUGUGUUGACUGGAUUUGUCCUCAAUCAUGUCGUCUUCCUUCUAAAACAUAUCAAGGAACUUCUGCAAUGCCUGUCAGAUGGUUUUUAACCCCCAAAAAUAGGAUUAUAAGAAAUGUUUACAGUCUAAGGCAGGUAAAUAAAACAAGUUAAUACAGAUACUGCAGUUGUUUAUUCUUUGUUUAACCUUUUAGCACUAGCUUGCAUCCACGGGCCUCUCAGGUGCCAUCACUUCCUUGUUUGGUUUUUGGGCUUCAGCUAAUUUCUCCAGUUCACGGAUUUUCUAAAUUAGAGUUCAGAAAAGAAAAAAAAACGGUUUAAUAAUCACAGCUUCUGUUCCCCUAUAUUAUUACAUAUUUUGAUUAUUUUAACAUCAAUGUGUUCAACAACUCCAAAGGUAUAUCAUUAUAUUCCAUCCAAAUUAUUUACCUGUGAUAUUUCCGUGUUGAUGAUGUGGAUGUACUGCUUCUCCUGUCCUACAGAGGCCAUAUCUGCCAGGAAUUGUCUCCUUUCCUCAAUCUCAUCCAGAACUGCAAAAUAAAAAGACUCUACUUCAGUAGUUCCCAAAAUCAUGCAGAGGAACAAAUUAAAAAGAAAAUAAUUGAGAGCUAUCAGAGAUCCAUAUAGAAAAGAUUAUAAAGCCAUUCUUAAGUUUUGGGACUCCAUCGGACCACAGAGCGAAACGGCGAAAACAUGGAUCAGUGGUGAACCUUCCCAGUAGUGGCCGGCCGAUCAAAAUGCCACCAAGAGAGCAGCAACGACUCAUCCAAGGGGUCACAAAAGACCCCACAAGGACAUCCUUGAACAUGAUUAUAUCUAGUAAAAAGGGGUAGGCAUUAAUAAGCUUUUGCUUCAGGGCUUGUGAUCAGAUAGUUGAAUACAAAUGUAAAUAAUUCGCGGGGGUGCUGGAGCCUAUCCCAGCUGUCUUCGGGCGUAAGGCGGGGUACACCCUGGACUGGUCGCCAGCCAAUCACAGGGCACAUAUAGACAAACAACCAUUCACACUCACAUUCAUAUCUAUGGACAAUUUGGAGUCGCUAAUUAACCUAGCAUGUUUUUGGAAUGUGGGAGGAAACCGGAGUACCCGGAGAAAACCCACGCAUGCACGGGGAGAACAUGCAAACUCCACGCAGAGAUGCCCGAGGGUGGAAUUGAACCCUGGUCUCCUAGCUGUGAGGUCUGCGCGCUAACCACUAGACCAUAUAUAUAUAUAUAUAUAUAUAUAUAUAUAUAUAAUAUGGUAAAAAUUGGUAUAUUUCAGACAUAGUGCGACAUGGUGAUUAAUCAUGAUUAAUUAAUUUGAAAACUAUGAUUAAUCUGAUUAAUAGUUUUCAUCAUUUGACAGCCCUAAUAUAUAUAAUAUAUAUAUAUGUCUAUGUUGUUAUGGUGCUGCCGUGCCGCCCCAAACUGUAUAUUAUUUUUUAUUUUUUGGAAUAAAAUAAUAGCCCAUAUUUCCACCCCAAAUGUAAAUAAUGGAAAGUUAUAUUUUGAUUGAUGUAAGAAAUGCACUGUACUGUUUCAUAUAUUUGCCCAAAUAAAAAAAAAAAGUCCUGACCUGAACCCUUUUGAGAUGCUUUGGCAUGAUCUUAAAAAGGCACUUUAUACUGGAAAACCCUCCAAUGUGACUGAAUUACAACAAUUCUGCAAAGAUGAGUGGGCCAAUAUUCCUCCACAGCGCUGUUAGAGACUUAUUAUAAGUUAUCGCAAACAGUUGUUGGUACUAAGGGUGGCCCAACCAGUUUGACAGUUCCAUGUCGGUUUGUCAUGAAUGUGUCCCAAUUGAAGUUCUAGCCUUACCUUCUUGAUAACGGUCCCUCUCCUCUGUCACUGCAGCUUUCACACACAUAACAUUUUCCGAAGGCGCAUCAUCUGCUGCUUCUUCUUGUCCUGUGGCCAAGAUACUUUGAAGCCUCCUCUUCUC
Messenger RNA from Doryrhamphus excisus (bluestripe pipefish), 5718 nucleotides. RefSeq names its product MICAL-like 1a (gene micall1a). The record is from RefSeq and is a predicted model, not a curated record. Lineage: Eukaryota; Metazoa; Chordata; Actinopteri; Syngnathiformes; Syngnathidae. Gene Ontology annotation, molecular function: protein binding.